AUGCUUACUAAGAUUUCUGCUAUUUGCUACAUUUAUAAUAGUACUGAAUGUCAAAUAACUAAAUACACAGUUAAAGAUAUAACUGGUAUAGUAAGGUUGAUAAGGUUAAGUGAUGAUGAUUCAAAAAAAAUUAUGUAUUUAAAAAUAAAAACUUUUGUGCCAAUUGAUACUAAUAUCAGAACAAAGAUUGAAAAUUGUGAAAAAGAAGAU
Molecule: messenger RNA, 210 nt
Organism: Diversispora eburnea
Lineage: Eukaryota; Fungi; Glomeromycota; Glomeromycetes; Diversisporales; Diversisporaceae
Source: the annotation of a GenBank genome assembly